AAAUCCACCAUCACUCAAACCAAACAAAAUACUGCAAAUUAUCUAAAAAUCGGGUGAUUGGAAUCCGGUAAAAAUCCCCGAAUGAAGGUGCAUUCGGAACAACCGCCCGGGAAGGACGAACCCGGUCCGAUCAGAAGGUUUCUGGAAAACCGCCUGAUCGGAAAUUUCGAUUCCGAAGAUUUCUCAGAUGCGUGGAAGAAAAAAUUCGCCCACGCGCCGACUUGGUGUGAUGCAGACAUGUCUCUUCAGCAGAUUAAGCGGGGUAAAGCCGUUGGAAACACCGUUGCGCUCACCGCCAGAGCAUUUUUCCAAUUAUGGUUGUUCAGGAUAGGAUGUUUUGUGCAACGAUGGGCUUGGUCCACUAUUUUUAUCAGUUUAUUCCUCUACUGCCUCUGCCUCGGAGGCCUUCGCCACGUCACAAUCGAAACCGAUCUCGUGAAACUUUGGGUGUCAGAAGGUGGACGGCUGAAUGAAGAAAUGGGAUAUCUCGGCCAAGUUAAAUUUGAACGAGAAUCCGGACACCUAGUGCAUAAAGUGAAAAGAGCCGUCGAACAGACUACGGAGCCGCCGGCACCGGCAGUGAAGGCAGAAGUCCGGCGUGGUCCCGAGCUGCCAAAGGAAAACGGAUUGGGAGGAGGUUUUCAGGUGGUAAUCCAAACUCCGUCCUUCGAUGGUCAGAAUAUUCUCUCCAAGGAGGCUCUGCAGCAGCAUACCAAGUUGAUGGAGGAAAUUUCUACGUAUGAAGUGAAAAUGUUCAAUGAAACCUGGACCCUCUCCGACAUCUGCUUCAAGCCGCCAGGCCCAUCUUUCAACAGUGGCCCGCUGGCUGGAAUCAUGUCCAAGCUCCUUGACAAGAUCAUUCCAUGCAUCUGGAUCACACCGAUCGAUUGCUAUUGGGAUGGUGCAAAGCCACUGGGACCAAAUCCUCCGUUGAACUUGGGCCCAGAAGUCGCCAGCUUCGUGUCCUCCCUCCCACCUGGCAACGUUACCUGGAAGAACUUGAAUCCAACAUCUGUCAUCAAAGAGGUCGGCACCCUAUUCGACUUGGGACCCAUCGGCAACUUUUUCGAAAGAGCCGGUAUUGACGGAGCCUACCUCGACAGGCCAUGCAUUGACCCACUGGAGGAGGAAUGCCCAAAGUCUGCUCCGAACUACUUCGAUAGGUGUCAUGCACUGACAAAGUUUAACGAGUGGAAUAUGGCAAAGGCCAUGAGCGAGCAGGUCACCCUGGAGCGCAAAAUAAUCCCAAAGGACGAUGGAAAGUCAGACAUCGCCGAAACGAUUCUCAACGACAUUUUUGGAAAGAAGAGAAGGAAGCGACAAGCGGAUACUACGACCAAGAAGCCUGCCACGAAAAAAGACGAAGACUACUACGAGUACGAAGACGACGCGGACUACCUAGCAGGAAUCGCCAACUCCACAAUCGCCAAGAAGAAUCCGGAAAAGGAAGCCAAGGACCUUCUGUGCCUUGAGUACGGAAGCUCACUUCUCAAGUGGAUGCAGGAGAAUCCCGAGAGACUCGGCGAGUUCUUGACCAAGGAGGAGAUGCCAGAUUACCCGAACUAUGGAGAUGUGAUGACCGGUGGAUGUAAGGGAUUCGGAAAGAAGAUCAUGGAGUGGCCGGAGGACUUGAUCAUUGGAGGAAUCCAGCGGGACAAUGGGAAGUUGGUGUCAGCAGAGGCCCUGCAAUCCGUGUUCCUGGUCUCAGGAGCCUAUGACGUGUUUGCCAGAAUCAAGAACGACAAAACCGACAGCCACCCCGGCCUUGACCGCCACCACUUCCAACCAUGGAUGGCUGGAGAGAUCAUCAGCACGUGGCAGAGAAACUUCACCAAGCGACUCUACAGCCAUGAGCUCAACCGUGAACGCCGUCAGUUCCACCCCCUAGCUUCCACCUCAAUCGCUGACAUGCUCGAGGAGUUCUCCCAGUUCAACUACAUCAUCAUCGUCAUCGGAUACAUCUUGAUGGUGAUCUACGCCGCGUUUACCCAGGGAAGGUUCCAAGGAUGGUGGCUGGCUGUGCAGUCAAAUGUGGCAUUGGCAAUUUGCGGAGUUAUCCUGGUUACUAUAUCAUCGAUUUGUGGAUUAGGAUUCGCUACUCAUCUUGGGAUCAAUUUCAAUGCAGCGACAACUCAAGUUGUGCCAUUCCUUUCCUUAGGUCUAGGAAUCGAUGAUAUGUUCCUCCUUCUGCAUAACUACGAUGAAAUCAUCAAUAUUUGCAACAAAAACGAGAUCGGAGUAUUGCUAAAAGAGACCGGAAUGUCUGUGAUGUUGACCUCUAUCAACAACAUUCUCGCCUUCAUCUCGGGAUACGUUCUCCCGAUCCCUGCUCUACGAUCCUUCUGCUCCCAAACCGCGAUUCUCCUUGCCUUCAACUUGAUCUUCCUCAUGUUCAUCUUCCCAGCAAUGAUCGGAAUCGAUCUGAGAAGACAGCGAAAAGGAAAAAGAGAUUUGGCCUACUGCAGUCGAGGAAACCCACAAAUGGCGACUAGUCAAAGUGUGCCGAGCAAUGUUUCAAAUAACACGCAGAUGUCAUCACGUGCCGAGUUGGCUGGCUACGAGAAGCAGGCCGACGAGUAUAAGCGUCACGAGCCGUGGUACACCGUCGGAGGAUUCCUCAACAAGAUCUACAUUCCGGCACUCAAGAAUAAUGUUGUUAAGGCUUGCGUUCUCAUCGGAACUACCACCGCCGUCGUCUUCGGACUCUACGGAAUGUACACCUCGACUCUCGGUCUCGAGCUCGCCGACGUGCUUCCAGAGCACACCCCACCAGCGGCCUUCCUUCGUGCUCGCGAGCAAUACUUCUCCUUCUACCCGAUGUUUGCAGUUCUUCGUGGUGACAAGCUUGACAUUCCGAACCAACAGCAACUUAUCGAAGAGUACAGAGCACAGUUGGGAUCUUCAAAGUUUAUGAUCAAGGCUGAAGGUAAACUUCAACCCUACUGGAUGUCUAUGCUCAGAGUCUGGCUGCAAUCUUUGGACAUGGCCUUGGAAAAAGACCUCGCCGCUGGCAAAUUCGAUUUGACAAAUGGAAAUCCUAUCAAGGUGAACGGAGAGAAGCCAAGUCCCGAAUCGAUGAUCGCGGCUAGACUUGUAUGCUCCUUCGGCACCAACUACAACUGUGACGGGCGGCUCGGAAAGAUGAAGAUGGUGGAAAAUGAGGUUAUUAAUCCAGAAGGAUUCUAUAACUAUCUGACGGGAUGGUUCAACGUUGACAACAUGAUGUACUACGUGUCCCAGGCUUCAUUCUAUCCAACACCACCUGGAUGGGAGUAUAAUGAGAAGCUCGCCAAGGUGGUUCCGGCUGCCGAGCCAUUGUUGUACUCACAGAUGCCGUUUUAUCAGAAUGAUUUGAUCGAUACACCAGCGAUUGUAAAAAUGAUUGAGGAAAUCCGUGCCACUUGCGAGGAAUACUCCGAACGAGGCCUUUCCAACCAUCCAUCGGGUAUCGCCUUCACCUUCUGGGAGCAAUAUCUUACUUUGAGAUGGAACUUGUUCCAAGCCAUCUGCAUCAUCGCGCUCGCCGUGUUCUGUGUCAUUUCAAUUCUAAUGUUCAAUCCAUGGGCAGCCACUCUUAUCAUGUGCAUCGUAGUGAUCACUACCAUCGAGCUGGGAGGAUUCAUGGGGCUUAUGGGCAUCAAGAUGAACCCGAUUUCCGCUGUAACCCUCAUCUGUGCCGUCGGAAUCGGUGUCGAGUUCACUGCUCACGUCGAGUUGGCCUUCCUGACAGCUCUAGGAACCAUCGAUCAACGCCUGGAGUCUUGCCUCCAGCACAUGUUCGUGCCAGUCUAUCACGGAGCCAUCUCAACGUUCCUCGGAGUUGUGAUGCUUGUGUUCUCCGAGUUCGACUUCGUCGUCACCUACUUCUUCUACACAAUGACGUUGCUGGUAGCGUUGGGUGUGUUCAACGGGUUGUGUGUUCUUCCAGUGAUCCUUACGCUGGUCGGCCCGAAGCCUGAGCUGACACCAACCGAUGGUAGCAGUGUGCUUCCACCACCUCCACCAUUGCGGCAGCAGUACGCUGAGAAGAGUGGAGGUGUGGAAGGUGGGAUGAGGAAACGGAAGGAGAAGAGGCCUGCGGAGGUCGAAAUGUCGGCUCGCGACUCUCCAUCAACAUCCUCAGCGUCCCAUUCUUCUGAUGACGAGUCAUCGCCAGCGCACAAGUAAUAAAACAAUACAAUGUUAUCCCAAUUUUUCCUUUUUUCUUGCCAAACGGGUCACCGUUCCCCCCACCAAUUGUUUUUUUUUGUUUUUUGUCCCUUUUUCGAAAAAGUUUCUCGGUAGAUUUUGACCCAAUUCUUGCAUAUCUGUACUAUAUGGUUUUUGUUUUCACCACACUUUUUUUCUAAAAUUAAAGAAUUCUAAAAUCUC
Molecule: messenger RNA, 4371 nt
Organism: Caenorhabditis elegans
Lineage: Eukaryota; Metazoa; Nematoda; Chromadorea; Rhabditida; Rhabditidae
Gene: ptc-3
Product: Protein patched homolog 3
Exons: 13
Coding region: 82-4167 (1361 amino acids)
Biological process (GO): molting cycle, collagen and cuticulin-based cuticle
Cellular component (GO): plasma membrane; apical plasma membrane; adherens junction
Source: RefSeq, marked reviewed